AUCCCGGAGCACCCGCUGGGCGACGUGUGCGAAGCGCUCUUCAUUAGCUGAUGAAGAAUGGGGGAGAUCGAAGGAACAUACAGAGUCUUGCAGACUCCAGGGACACGGUUGGGCACCCAGGCCCCAGGGGGAGUGAGCACCCUCGAGCCUGGGCAGGCUCUCUUGGCACCAGCAGCCCGGGCAUCAGCCAGAAUGCAGGAGAAGCAUCUUCACAUCCGAGUGAAGCUGCUGGACAACACCGUGGAGAUAUUUGACAUUGAGCCAAAGCGCGAUGGCCAGAUGCUGCUGACUCAGGUGUGGAGGCGCUUAAACCUGACGGAGUGCGACUACUUCGGACUGGAGUUCCAACACCCCCGGGCCGACUGGAUUUGGCUCGAACCUAUGAAGCCCAUCAUUAGGCAAAUACGAAGGCCAAAGAAUGCAUUGCUUCGUCUAGCAGUGAAAUUCUUCCCACCGGACCCGGGUCAGUUGCAGGAAGAAUAUACAAGGUACCUGUUUGCCUUGCAGCUGAAGAGAGACCUCCUGGAGGAGCGCCUGCCCUGCGCGGACACCACAGCCGCCCUGCUGGCGUCCCACCUUCUGCAGUCGGAAAUAGGAGAUUAUGAUGAAACCCUGGAUCGAGAGCACCUUAAAGUUAACGAGUAUCUGCCCAGUCAGGAGCGUUCUCUUGAGAAGAUUCUAGAAUUCCACCGGAAGCACACGGGCCAGACACCUGCUGAGUCCGAUUUCCAGGUGCUCGAAAUUGCCCGAAAGUUGGAGAUGUAUGGCAUCCGAUUUCACGCCGCUUCUGACAGGGAGGGGGCCAGAAUUAACCUGGCCGUUUCCCACAUGGGUGUCCUCGUGUUCCAGGGCUCUGCCAAAAUUAACACCUUCAAUUGGUCCAGAGUUCGAAAACUCAGCUUCAAGAGGAAAAGGUUUCUCAUCAAACUGCACCCAGAGGUCCGUGGGCCUUACCAGGACACACUAGAGUUCCUGUUGGGUAGUAGAGACGGAUGUAAGAACUUCUGGAAGAUCUGUGUGGAGUACCACACCUUCUUUCGACUGUUUGAUCAGCCUCAGCCCAGAGCGAAGGCAGUCCUCUUCAGCAGGGGCUCCUCCUUCAGAUACAGCGGAAGGACUCAGAAGCAGCUGGUGGAUUAUGUCCGAGACAGUGGGGUGAAGCGGGCUCCCUACGAGAGAAGACACAGCAAGACUCGGACAGCUGUUUGUGCUCUGGCUGCAGACUUGCCGAGACAGAGCGUCUCCUUCGCUGAGGGCCCGAGGACUUCUGCGCCCCCGUCUUCCGCAGGCGCCUCCUUCUAUUCCAUGCCUGCCUCACCUCUGGCCCUGCGGGGCCUGCCUGAUUUCAGAGACAGCUCUGGCUCCCUCACCGAGCCCCAGGCGCCCGAUGCCAAGAGGCCAGCCGCAGAGAGGAGCAGCGCAGCCGCAGCCGACGGCGACACCAGACGGGCCCAGUCCCCCGGGCCCCCUGCGCCGCAGCCUUGCCAAGGCCUUUCCGUGGACAGUCCUCAGCCUUCUCCCUCCACCUGGAAGAGCCCACUGAGCCUGAGCCCUGCGUCUCAGGUGACUCUGGGCCCAGCUGAACAGGGCUUGUCCCCCCUCCUGAGCCCUGUCCUUAGCGACGUUGGCAGAGCCAGGAUGGACGGCGAGGAGGAGCCAGAACACAAGAAAGUUGUCAGUGAGGACCGACAGUAUUCGGGUGGCACGGAGACUGAGAGCGCGGCCGCUGAUGAGGCCUAUUUCAUAGCGAAGGAGAUUCUUGCCACAGAACGAACGUACGUGAAGGAUUUAGAAGUUCUCACUGUGUGGUUCCGCAGCGCGGUGGCCAAGGAGGACGCCAUGCCUGCAGACCUGAUGACGCUGCUCUUCUCCAACAUAGACCCCAUCUACGAGUUUCACAGGGGCUUCCUGCGCGAGGUGGAGCAGAGGCUGGCACUCUGGGAAGGGUCUGUUGGUGCCCAUUCCACAGGCGGCCAUCAAAGAAUCGGGGACAUCCUGCUCAGGAACAUGCAUCAGUUAAAGGAGUUCACCGGCUACUUCCAAAGGCACGACAAAGUCCUGACUGAACUGGAAAAGGCCACCAAACGCUUUAAGAAGCUAGAGACGGUGUACAAAGAGUUCGAGCUCCAGAAGGUCUGCUACUUGCCUCUUAACGCGUUCCUGCUGAAGCCCGUCCAGCGGCUGGUGCACUACCGCCUGCUGCUGAGCAGGCUGUGCGGGCACCACGCGCCCGGGCACCCCGACUACGCCGCCUGCCGAGACGCCCUCCAGGCUGUCACAGAGUUGACCUCCACGCUCCGGCACAGCCUUGCCCGACUGGAGAACCUCCAGAAGCUGACAGAGCUGCAGCGGGACUUGGUUGGCGUCGAGAAUCUCAUCACUCCCGGCAGGGAGUUUAUCCGUGAGGGCUGCCUUCACAAGCUCACCAAGAAGGGCCUGCAGCAGAGAAUGUUCUUUCUGUUCUCAGAUAUGCUGCUCUACACAAGCAAGGAGGUCACAGGCACCAGCCACUUCCGGAUCCGGGGCCUCCUUCCCCUCCGGGGCAUGCUGCUAAUAGUGCUGGACCCUCCGGUGGAAGAGGGCGAGAGUGAGCGGUCAGUCCCACACUGUUUCACCAUCUGCGCGGCUCAGAAAACCGUUGUGGUGGCAGCCAGCACCCGCCUGGAAAAGGAGAAGUGGAUACAUGACCUGAACAUGGCCAUCGACCUGGCCAAGAGUGGGAGUGACCCGUCCCUGGCGCUGCCGGGCAGCAUCCUCUGUGCCCCUCCCCACAGGUCCUCAGAGGAGGUCUCUCUGGAGCAAGAGUCCAAAGACGUGCGUGGCGUCCAUGGGUCCCUGGAGGGGCAGGACCAGCGCCGGGCCAACACCACAGUGCACGUGUGCUGGUACCGGAACACCAGCGUCUCCAGAGCCGACCACAGUGCGGCUGUUGAGAACCAGCUCUCGGGGUACCUGCUGAGGAAGUUCAAGAGCAGUAACGGCUGGCAAAAGCUCUGGGUGGUUUUUACCAAUUUCUGUUUGUUCUUCUACAAAACUCAUCAGGACGACCACCCCCUGGCCAGCCUCCCGCUGCUGGGCUACCGCGUGGGCGUCCCCACGGAGGCCGACGGCAUCCACCAGGAGCACGUCUUCAAGCUCCAGUUCAAGUCCCACGUCUACUUCUUCCGGGCUGAAAGCAAGCACGCCUUCAAGAGGUGGAUGGAGGUGAUCGAGAGCGCCAGCAGCUCCACCGGGAGGGCCAGGUGCCCUGAGGACGAGGCGUGAGGCCCGCCCUGCCCGAGGACCGAGCCGAGCAGCACAGCAGGGUCAGCACAUCCCCCGUGACUGCGGGUCCCGUCUUCCCAACGGCCCAGGGGUGGCUGUGGGCUCCUCGGGCCCCCGGCGUAGGACGGGUGGGUAGGACAGCAUGGGGACGCCUCACAGUGACCUCCAGGAGGUUCGGCAUCCCUGAGACCCUGCUCAGAGGUGGCAGCCACCCCCCACGCUCCCCGGCCCCCUCCCCUUCUGGAGCAGGGCCCCGCAAGGCCUGGCCCAGAACAGGAGCUGGGGCAACCCCGCGGCUGCGCACCAGGUGACAUGUGUCCGUGCAAGUCCAGCAGAGGCACUCCAGCACCUGCCCCACUGACCUCUGGGGUGCAGACACCCGACUUCCUGCCUGGCCUUGGGGGGGCGGGGUCAAGGGCCUCAAGUUUCUCAGUUCCCCGGGGCUUCCUCACAAAUGCAAGUAAACGGACACAGGCUGUCAGUCUGUCCCUGCCAAUGUGCGUGCACUUCCCUGGCUCCCCCGCUCUCUUGCCAGCAGGCCACAAGGUCACCCUGUGCCAUCACAAGGACUCAGAAACCAGGAGCCGAGGCCCCAUCCGCCACCAGCAUCUGUCCAAUUUGGGUUUUUAUUGAAAGUGGCCGGAGCCUCUCAACCUUCUAUGAAAACUAACACCUUAGCCUCAGGACACUCAGGGAAGAGAGGAAGUCGUUUCUUUAAAAAAAAAAAAAAAAAAGUCCUGGCCGACACGAGUCCUCGGGAGGAGACACGGUACCUGAUGCGACAUGAGGCAAAUCUGUGCCCGGCGCGGCCUCUUGAGGCCCGGGCAGGGGAGGCAGGGCCCCCCGACAGUCUCUGCUCCUCACUCCACGUGCUGCGCAGCUGCGUCCGUGCUCCGCUGCCAGGAGGAGGCGUGGAAGAGGGGCCCUCCGUGGGUGGGGGGCAGUGACCCGGCAGUGAGGCCCCCAUGGGGUGCCACACAGAGACCCUUCUCCCCACUAUGCAAGCAGCGGCGCUUCAGCGGGAUGACGUCAGGUGGUUUCUGUUGUGGGAAAACCUGAGGAGGGGACAGCCGGUCACCCCCAGACAGGAGGGGAGUGGCCCUGGCCGGUGCGGGAGCUUAGGACGCCCAGGGAAGGGGACGGGGCCAGCGCUUGGACCUGAGCCUCUGAGCACAGCACUCGGGAGGCUGGAGGGCUGCACUCCCCCCGCGCAGGCCCCGAAGGUACAGAGGCAAGAGGAAGAGAAACAGAAACCGAGAAGACCAGCCCUGGCCGCCCCACCAGCGCUGCAGGCCUCACCUCUGCACCCGCUCCACCAGGUGUGCCAUCAGCUUGUCCGAGAUGCCUGGGCAGGACUCCUCGGCCAGGCUGAAGGCGUUCUCGAGCUCCUCCAGCGCCCCCAUGCCUCCGCCGCUCUGCCUGUGCUUCUCCCUGAGCUGCGGAGAGAGUGCCGCCGCCUGGCCGUGAGCCCGGACUGUGAGCCACUGACAGCCGGACCCUCGGCCGCAUCUGCGGGGGGGCCCCAGCUGUCCGCCCACCGCAGAGCUGGGGGGCCGGGUCCCACCGGGUACCUGGGACUCCAGCAAAGACGGAUGCUGCCCCACCCCCUUGGCCUAUCGCAGUCACGCUGCAGUGGGCCAGGCUAACCACGUGGCUUCCUCCCAACCAAGGGUCACAGAAACCCAUGGCUCAGGCCCCUAGGACUUCAGAGAACAGCCCAGAAACCCCCGGUGCACGGCGCAGCCAGAUCAAGGCGUCCUGACCCCUAGGCCCCACCACCACCACCACCACAGGGGCUGUGAGAACCAGAAGGAGGAGUCCCUCCCCUGGGGCUUAGAAGCAGGCCACCCGGGUCCCCUGCCACACCCCUCACAGUACACCCCAUCCAUUGGCCUUGACCUCAGGCCCAGCCCACAGAAUCAGGCCCCACAGGGGGUGUCCCCCCCACACACACCACCAUCAGUGAGGGGGUUCCAGCUGCCCCAGGCCCUGCCCCUCCCACAGGCCUCCAAGCCAGUCCCUCCAUAAGCUCCAAGUAGCCCAGAGCACUGCCGGCCCUGGCCCUCCUGACGCUGGCCAGGUCCUUCCUGGUGUGGGGACAUGCCCCUGAUCCAAGUGUCCCAGCUGAGCCUCACAGGCUCCUGGUCCUUGGCCCCUGGCAGUCCCUCUCUUGCCAACUGCCCUUCCCCCAGCUCCUCCCCUGCAUCUCAGGCCCCUCCAGGUGGGAGCUCUCCUCCUCCACCCAGAUGCCCCCACUGGGGAUACCCAAGGGCCCGGUUUCCUCAGGAAGGCUCUCAGCACCCUGUUCCUCCCUCCCUGGGCUCCAGGUGCCACUGUAACCUGGGGUGGGAACUGGGCCCCUGACCUACUGCCAGCCUCGGAGUCCAGACUGUGGGGGCACCUGGGGUGCUACUGAACAUCCCCAUCAGUGGGUGACAUGUAGGGUCCCAUAACCACCAGGGAGUCACCCUUGAGGCCUCUCUGCCCUGGGCCUGGCAUCAACACCAAGAACUGAACCUUCCAGGCGCUCUCCAAACAGAAGACCAUCCCAUGUGUUUGCAAUUCUAAAUAAAAGUCACAAACAGGA
This is a messenger RNA of Suricata suricatta (meerkat), 5851 nucleotides long. It is a transcript of the gene FARP2, whose product is annotated as FERM, ARH/RhoGEF and pleckstrin domain protein 2. Lineage: Eukaryota; Metazoa; Chordata; Mammalia; Carnivora; Herpestidae. The record is from RefSeq and is a predicted model, not a curated record. Gene Ontology annotation, molecular function: guanyl-nucleotide exchange factor activity; cytoskeletal protein binding. The transcript has 29 exons. Gene Ontology annotation, cellular component: cytoskeleton. Bases 58 to 3264 code for a protein of 1068 amino acids.